Messenger RNA from Gadus chalcogrammus (walleye pollock), 1287 nucleotides. Its product is annotated as LIM/homeobox protein Lhx1-like. Lineage: Eukaryota; Metazoa; Chordata; Actinopteri; Gadiformes; Gadidae. Gene Ontology annotation, biological process: neuron differentiation; regulation of transcription by RNA polymerase II. The record is from RefSeq and is a predicted model, not a curated record. The transcript has 5 exons. Gene Ontology annotation, cellular component: nucleus. Gene Ontology annotation, molecular function: DNA-binding transcription factor activity, RNA polymerase II-specific; RNA polymerase II transcription regulatory region sequence-specific DNA binding. Bases 1 to 1287 code for a protein of 428 amino acids.
AUGGUGCACUGCGCGGGGUGCGACAAGCCCAUCCUGGACAGGUUCCUGCUCAAAGUUCUGGACCGGACCUGGCACGUCAAGUGCGUGACGUGCUGCGAGUGCAAAAGCAAUUUGACCGAGAAGUGUUUUUCUAGAGACGGGAGACUCUACUGCAAGACGGACUUCUUCAGGAGGUUUGGCACAAAGUGUGGCGGCUGCUCUGAGGGCAUCUCCCCCAGCGACCUGGUGCGGCGCGCGCAGAGCAAGGUGUUCCACCUGGGCUGCUUCACGUGCGUCAUGUGCAACAAGCAGCUGUCCACGGGCGAGGAGCUGUACGUCCUGGACGAGCUCAAGUUCAUCUGCAAGGAGGACUACCAGAACAGCCAGGGCCGCGACACCGUGCUGCUGUCAGUGACGACGUGCAGCGACCCGAGUCUCUCCCCGGACCCGCAGGACCCGCUGGCGGACGACGGCAAGGAGUCGGAGGGCGGCCCGCUUUCGGACAAGGAGGGCGCCAACAACGAGAACGAGGAGGCGAGCGUGGCGGGAAAGCGGCGCGGGCCCCGGACCACCAUCAAGGCCAAGCAGCUCGAGACGCUCAAGGCGGCGUUCGCGGCCACGCCGAAACCCACGCGCCACAUCCGGGAGCAGCUGGCUCAGGAGACGGGGCUCAACAUGCGGGUCAUCCAGGUAUGGUUCCAGAACCGCCGCUCCAAGGAGCGCCGCAUGAAGCAGCUCAGCGCGCUGGGCGCGAGGCGACACGCGUUCUUCCGGAGCCCGCGCAGGAUGCGGAGCCUCGGGGAGCGCAUGGAGCCCGGGGAGCUUCUGGCCGGGGGGCCCUUCUCCUACUAUGCAGACUACCCAGGUGAGUACUACGGCUCCGGGGGAAACUACGAGUACUAUCAGGGCCCCCCGUCCUCCCAGGCCCAGACCCCCGCAGACCUGGGGUACGUCCCCUCCUCCGUCCCCACCGGCACCCCGCUGGGGGGCAUGGACCCUCAGCACCACCACCACCAUCAACACCCCCACCACCAGCACCAACACCCCGGGCACCAGGACGUCCCGUGCUACUCGGAUAUCAUGUCGGCCUCCCACCACCACCACGCCGCGGACUCGCCGAGUCCGGAGCCUAACGGGCCCGGAUCCAACGGCCCCGGGUCCAUGGGGCCCGGCUCCAUGCGCAGCGUGUCCAGCGACAUGUGUGGUUCGUCCGGGACCCCGUUCACGGUUCUGUCGCUCAGCGAGAACGGAUACACGAACCAGCUGUCCCAGCCAUCCUCCGAGGUCAGCGAGGGGACCGUCUGGUAG